UAAACAAGUGGACUGAGGGUUAGUAGCGGGAAUUUGGGCUGAAAGAACUGUUGCUUAUAUCACUGUACUCAAGUCUCUCUUCAAUGAAUUGCCUUUAAUCAGGGACGGACUGGAUUUCAUCCGAUUGCGUAAUAGUUUACGGGAACGUUCCAGACACAAGAAGACGUCUCACCCUCAUCCCAGACUGGAAAAACCAAGGAUACACAGAGGAAGCUUUGAAGAGGGAGCGCUCAAUGAAGGAGGCUUUAAAUCUUAAUCUGGAUCACCUCUGUCUUUGUGUUGUCCUCAUGAAGAAACCAUCAGAGGCAGUCAGAAUGAUGAUGCAAGAUCUAGAACUUCCUUCUCACAAUCACACCCACAGAGAGUGAUCUAUUACAUUUAAUUACAUUGAAUUUAACCACAACACAAAGGGCCAUAACCACCAUUUUACAGCAUAGAGCUACAACAAUCUUGAACACGGAUAGAACAAAGAAUAGUUAUAUUAUCCAUGCUCACGAGAUCUACAACCACCCUCUCACAAACACAAGUCAGAGCGACGGGGCCCCCCCCAAGGUGAAGAAUACAUCAUACUCUGACCACUACUCUUGAGUACUGCCACCACUAGUUUGAUUCUGGUAGCCAGGCGUGGUUCUUAUUACCGGGGUUGUCAUGGAAGCAGGCUCCACCCCCCAGAUCAAGGUGUAUAGUGUCUGGGACCAGGUGGAGGAGACAGACCAGGUGGAGGAGACAGACCAGGUGGAGGAGGAGAAGAAGGUGGGUUCGGCUUCAGACGACCAUCUGAUGACUCUGAAGGCCCUGACGCAGAAGCUGAGGCUGGAGACACGGAGGCCGUCCUACCUGGGGUGGAAGGCCCGUUUAGACACCCCCCAUAGCACCAAAGGCCUUGUCAUACCACAGCAGAGCAUCAGGGACUUAGUGGGGCCAGAAGAGCAACGGGUAGUGGGCCAAAGUGAGGCCAGGUUAGACAGCCAGAGCACCCAACGCCCGGCUGUCCCACAGCUACAGGAGGAGGAGGAGGAGGAGGAGGAAGAGGCCAAACAACAGCCAGGGGAGCCCAGAGAGAGCCUCCUGACCUCAGGUUUGAUCUGGCAGCACAGUCUGCCCUCGGGAGUGCUGAAGAGAUUUGAGAACAUCGAUGAGGCUCUGGGGUGGCUCAGGAAAGAACUGAAGGAAAUGCCUCUCCAGGACCAGCAGUUGGCCCGUCAGCUGAUGCGUCUCCAUAGCGACAUCAAUAAACUGAAGAUCGAGCAGACGUGUCACCAGCACCGCCGCAUGCUCAACGACGCCACCUACGGGCUGGAGGAGAGAGACGAGUUGAGCAACCUGCUCUUUGACUCCCCCGUCACCCCCGGGUUCGGACUCUCCACCCCACUGAGACUCAUAGGGGUCACAAAGAUGAACAUCAACACUCGACGCUUCUCCCUUUGCUAGCAUUAGAGAGAGAGAGAUAGAAAGAGAGAGAGAGAGA
Coregonus clupeaformis (lake whitefish) is the source of this 1468-nucleotide messenger RNA. It is a transcript of the gene fam167ab, whose product is annotated as family with sequence similarity 167 member Ab. NCBI's taxonomy places the organism in Eukaryota, Metazoa, Chordata, Actinopteri, Salmoniformes, Salmonidae. The record is from RefSeq and is a predicted model, not a curated record. Bases 649 to 1431 code for a protein of 260 amino acids. The transcript is spliced from 4 exons.